Messenger RNA from Marchantia polymorpha subsp. ruderalis, 4564 nucleotides. Lineage: Eukaryota; Viridiplantae; Streptophyta; Marchantiopsida; Marchantiales; Marchantiaceae. The record is from the annotation of a GenBank genome assembly.
UUGGAUUUCUGCCAUGUUCAAGCUGAAACAAUUUGCAUGCAUUAUCAUGUUUGCUAAGCCAAGUUUCUGUGUCUCAACCACUUUUAACAAAAUGUAAUCACUGCUUAUUAAUUAUUACGAAAAGGAUUGAAGAUUUGUUUCUUGCGGAGGCACGAUUUACUCCAGCAUAUACAGCAAGAAGGCUUUCCAAUCAGAGUGAAACAUUCUAACGGGGCAGAGUACCGAAUAAUACCUCGAAGAAAUAUCUCUGACUUUCAGACAAAGCGGUCCAAUGAGUUAUUAUCGAACCUCAACAUCUUAUCCACCUCGAUUUUGGAAUAUGCUUUUUAUGUUGCAGCUCCAGACCAGCGCGGAGCGGAAACCUUUUGGAGCAUGAGUAUAUAAAGUCGUAAGGAGUUCAGCUGAAAUCAAGGCGUCUCUCGAGGUGAUCUCAUCAGGAUGAUCGCAGAGUGAGACGUUACCUUUUUUAUAGGUCAAUUUAGAGCUGAGAGUUCACAACAGAUUCGGAGUCCAAGGCAGCAACCAGAAGUUUAAAAUGCUUAGUGUCCGAGCCCCAUUUCGAGUUCCUGCACAUGCUGUAGCUCCUUCCAACCCCUGCGAUACUCCCUCAGCAUCCACCCGGUCCUCAGUAUGUUCCAAAUCUUCUUCAUUGAUGGGUACCGCGGUCCAGUCUGGACCUCACGAGAAUUCCAUGUCACAGCAGCUCCCGCAAGGACAUGGCAAAAGCCUUCAUCCAGUGCGAGCGGGCCUCAGAGAUCUCGUUCCAGAUCCGCUCAAUCUCCUCCAUCAUAAGAAGGACCAGGUGCAAGUUGAAGGGGUGAUGCUCAUUUCGAACAGGACAGUCCUUGAUUUCGACAACCCGGUAGCCAGUCUCGUAGAUAAGAAUGUGGACCUCCUCGGUUUGGGAAAAAUUCAGUUUCAGCUCGUCAGCGAGGAUCUCGACAAAAACGGGAAGCCCAAACUGACCGACGCUGCCGUGGUGAAGAACUACGCGUUCUCGGAUUUAUCGCCUCUGGCUGGUCAGACAAAGUACAAAGUCACCUUCAAAGUCGACCCUGAUUUCGGGAAAAUCGGAGCUGUUGUGGUCAGGAACAAUCAUCUGAACGAGUUUUUUCUCCACUCGUUGUGUCUUAAACUGGACGGCGGCGAAGUAGUCGACUUCUUCUGUAACUCUUGGGUCAAUCCAGAGUCAUAUGAAUUGCAGUUUAAAGGGAUAAGAGGGAUAAAUUACACUCCUCUACCUGACCGCGUAUUCUUUCUCAACAAGGCACGUCUUCCUGAAGAUACACCACCAGGUCUGAAAGGUUACAGAGAAGAAGAUUUGAAAAACUUAAGGGGAAAUGGUAAGGGAAUGAGAGUUUUUUCUGACAGGAUCUACGACUAUGAUGUCUACAAUGAUCUGGGCAGACCGGAAUCCUUUCAUCCCGUCAUGCGACCUGUCCUGGGCGGCGACAAUCUGCCCUACCCCCGUCGGUGCAGAACUGGGCGAGGACAUAGUAAGACGAAAAAUCCAGCAAGGCCCUCAGAUCCUCCGUCAGAGAAGGAGAUGGGUUCAGACGGCAUAAUAGCACUCGGUCCUUUGGUAGGACUCUUGGAUUUCUACGUUCCUUGCGAUGAGUUUUUCGGUGGAGAGAAAACGAGUGCGCUUUUAGCAGUCGGACUGAAGUCUGUCGCCCACACUCUUGUUCCACUUAUUGAAGGUCUCUUCACGGGAGACAGAACCGCCCACUUCGAUAGUAUACAAGACUUCAAAGACUUGUAUGCGAAGGGUGUCAAGUUGGACACGAGCCAAGAAGCUAAAGACGGUCCCCUUGUCUUCGUUGAUUCGCUCUGCAACGCCGCUGGCGAUGACAAACGCAUCCUCAAAUUUCCCGUUCCUCAAGUAUUCGCGAAUAGCGACUUCGCUUGGAAUGAGGAUGAGGAGCUUGGUCGUCAAACCCUGGCCGGGUUGAAUCCAGUUGUCAUCCAAGCUUUGACGCAAUAUCCUCCCAAAAGUACCAUGAAUCUCCCGGAGGACGUGUAUGGUCCCAAUUCCGUCUUGACAGACGAACACAUCUUGCCGUAUUUGGAAGGACUCAGCGUGCAGGAGGCAAUUGAUGCCAAGAAGCUGUUCAUCAUUGAUUAUCAUGAUCCUUUUGCCGUUUACCUUCCGAAGAUACUUAAGUUGGGAGAUAAAAAGAAAGGCUACGCUCCAAGAGCGAUAUUUUUUUACAACAAGGAGGGAGCCAUGAUGCCCAUCGCCAUUGAGCUCUCCAAGCCUGAAGGAAGUACCUUCAAGCACACAGUGUACACCGCACCAUUGAGAAAGGGAGACAGAAAUCCCUACUGGGAUUUAGCCAAAGCACACUUCAAUUCUAUCGAUUUUGGUUACCAUGAGCUCAUCAGCCAUUGGUUGAGGACGCAUGCAGUUAUGGAGCCAUUUGUCAUUGCAACUCGAAGGCAAUUGAGUACAAUGCACCCAAUCUAUAGUCUUCUGGACCCUUGCUUCAAGAACACUAUGAUGAUCAACGCCGCAGCACGAGUAGCUCUCAUCAAUGCGACUGGAAUUAUUGAGCUCUUCUUUCUUCCUGGAGAAUACUCUAUGGAAAUGUCAGCUGUCAUGUAUGGCCUCACCUGGACUUUCGAGAAGCAGGCACUACCCAAUGAUCUGGUCUCAAGAGGUAUGGCGGUGCCAGACGAAACACAGAAAGCGGGUGUAAAGUUGGUCAUAGACGACUAUCCUUUUGCCGAGGACGGACUGGAUCUGUGGGUCGCUCUUCACGACUGGAUCACCGAGUACGUGAACAUUGCCUACAAAUCAGACGAAGCAGUCCGAGGCGACAAGGAGCUGCAGGCAUGGUGGAACGAGAUUGUCACAGUCGGCCAUGCUGACAUCAAGACGGGAUGGCCUAAGGCAGACAGUAGAGCAAGCUUGGUCGACAUCUGCUGCACCAUCCACUGGAUCGCCGGUCCUCACCACGCCGCCGUCAACUUUGGCCAGUACUCGUACGCCGGCUUCAUGCCCAACAAGCCUUCCACAUGCCUCCGCUGGAUCCCCGAGGAGGGCACUGCCGAAGCUCAAGAGCUCGAGCAGGAUCCAUUCCUGUUCCUGCUGAAAACUGUAGCGACUGAGAUCAUCGCUCUUCCGAUCAUGACCACAGUUGAGUUACUCGCGCAGCAUGGUACAGACGAGGAGUACCUCGGAGAUCGUAACGAGUUGUGGACUUCCGAUCCACAGGUGCAGCAGGCGUUCAAGAAACAUUCAGAGAAAAUCGAAGCUCUCCAAAGUGAGUUCGAGAAGAGGAACAGCGAUUCAACGAAGAGGAACAGAUCUGGGCCGGCGAAGGUCCCUUACACUCUUCUGUACCCCAAAUCUGGCCCCGGUUUGACUGGUAGAGGGGUCCCCAACAGCAUAUCCAUCUGAUACUAACCACAUAAUCCGAGGUUUAUCAUUCCCGGGAACGGUUAUUAUCAAUCUUAAUCUCAAUCUCAAUCCCAACGUCGGGUCAUGAGAUGACAGCUUAAGAUAUACUUGAAAGUCGGUUAGCAGGCACUCGAAGUUGGACGUAGGAGGAUUAGUCUCUAGGUUUGUAGAAGCUCAGUACGCAUCUGAUGUGCAUAGUCGCGUUGAGAAGUAAAAUAUGAAUUUAUCACGAAGGUCCGUCCACCACAGUUCCAUAUCAUAUCGUAUCUUGGCGCUCUUCUCUCACAUCACUAGACAAAUGCCUCUGACAUGUAUCAAGCACACUCCCUUAAAGUGUAUUCCAACUCAUAGAGUAGGACGGUAAGAGUGGUCUGCUAUGAUCACCUUCAGGAAGACAGUGGGAUGGGCAGCGCUCGUAAUGAAAGUGGUGGGUCCGAUUCAAGCUCUGGUAAUCUCAGGAGUGCAGAUUUACAACGAAGUCUACUCCUAAAAGUUUAACUUCAACUACACGCGAAAUCAGUCGACAUGCUUAGUUCGGUGACAUGUCGUUCCCUCAGAUGGCGUUGAUUGAUUUUAUGUCAAGUCUCUGCUUAACAGUGGGUUUUGAGGCUCCCCAACGCCCUGAAGUUCUGCGUACCUCAAUCACAGUAAAGAAGUGAUAUUACUGAGAGAAAAAUAUAAGCAGGUAAGUCUUAGACUGUGAAGUACGAGGAUCCUCUGAUCAGAGAACUUUGCCGAACGGAUCACGCAGAACACGUGACUUACAUAAAGAUAGAAUGAACUCGUUCGAUGACAGGCCGUCGACAGUAUUCAGUGCAUGGAAGCGUCGGAUAUCAGAAUCUGAAAACGAGGAAAUGUGUCUGAUCGCCAAAUCCUCACAUGCUGUUGUCAUCGAUCUUCGGAAGCAAAAGCUAAUGUCAGAAUGGAAUGGGCGAGGAAUCAGUCCAGCCAAGAAUCUGAUAACCACUCGCGUCAUGCCACGUCCCUUGCCCUUGCCCUCACCUGAAGACUGAAUCCUCGGUGGUCAUUUUCAUGCGCCAAUUGUAUUAAAAGUACGCAAAUAUACUUUUGAUAUAAUAAGGAAAAGCCUCGAAUGCUGUGCACCCAUCACUGGAUAGGUGCGGGCGUCUAGGAAUUACCUGUUGGAGCACUUGACGAGCC